This is a messenger RNA of Oldenlandia corymbosa var. corymbosa, 891 nucleotides long. The record is from the annotation of a GenBank genome assembly. Lineage: Eukaryota; Viridiplantae; Streptophyta; Magnoliopsida; Gentianales; Rubiaceae.
AUGAAUCCCGAAUCCCUCCUCCGCCCGCACCCUCUCCCAACCCACACUCCCAAAUGCACCGCCGGCUGCCCGAUCCUCGACGGUUUCCUCCACGGCGGAAUCCCCUGCAAUUCCAUCACCGAAAUCGUAGCCGAAAGCGGCUGCGGCAAGACCCAACUCUCCCUCCAACUCCUCCUCACCGCCCAACUCCCAAUUGCCCUAGGCGGCCUCUCCGCCUCCUCCCUUUACCUCCACUCCGAGUUCCCUUUCCCCUUCCGCCGCCUCCAGCAGCUCGCCUUCUCCCACCCCAGUCUCCGUAAUCCGCUCGAUAACAUCCUUAUUCAUCCUCUGCAUUCUGCAGAUCACCUGCUCGAUUUAUUGUCCCGCAUAGAUUCUGCCCUCAUAAAGCCUCCCCCUCAGACCCGUUUCCCGAUUAAACUUAUUGUGAUUGAUUCGAUUGCUGCUUUGUUUCGUUCUGAAUUCGAUAAUAACCCGAGUGAUUUGAAGAGGCGGUCGGGUUUGUUCUUCAAGAUUUCGAGCAAGUUGAAGGCACAGGCCAGGCGGUUUGGGUUGGCUGUUGUGGUGACUAAUCAGGUUACUGAUAAUGUAAGUUCUUCAGAUGGUAUGAGGAUUGGGAAUUCGGGUUGGCUGUAUUCCUCAGGUCGGAAGGUUUGUGCUGCUCUCGGGUUAUCGUGGGCGAAUUGUGUGAAUACGAGGCUGUUCUUAUCUAGAAAUGAUGAAAUCAUUGGAGAGGAUGAUGGUGAUAUUCUGUCUACAAGAACCAGGAGGUAUAUCAGUGUCGUUUUUGCACCUCAUUUACCCAAGUCAUCUUGUGAGUAUGUCGUCUUGAGAGAAGGCCUAUUCGGGGUAAAUAACUCGGGCGCCAUAGUUGUCCAGCAGAAUGAGCUGUAG